GCACGCGAAUGUGAGAAUCGAAUUGGUAAAUAGAGAGGCACUUGGAAUCGUUGGUGUGUUUCUUCUUCAUCUGGGUCCCAAAACCUGGUUCGACCACCUUCCGUCGUCUUUUUCUCUCUCUUCCAUCACAAUGUAUGGUGGCGCAUCCAAGCUCGGCCGACCCGGCGGCGGCGCGGGCCGGGGAGCUGGAGGAAAGCGCCCGCACUCCUCUUUUCCCCUACCACCUUCUCACCGCCCCUCCGGCCGUCUCUCUCUUGGCGGCGGCGGUCCCGUUUCUGUUUCCAAUCCUCGAAAUCGAACCACCACUGCAACCACAUCCGAAGCCCCUCAAUCCGUCGAGGAGAAUUUCAGUCUCGUUACUGGUAACAAUCCUUUGGCUUUUGCCAUGAUAAUUCGGUUGGCUCCUGAUUUGAUCGACGAGAUCAAGCGGGUUGAGGCGCAGGGCGGGACUCCGAGGAUUAAGUUUGAUGCGAACGCCAAGAAUUCUAGUGGUAAUGUCAUUGAUGUUGGUGGGAAAGAGUUCAGGUUCACAUGGUCACGUGAAGUUGGUGAUCUUUGUGACAUAUAUGAAGAGCGUAAAAGUGGAGAAGAUGGAAGUGGUUUGCUCAUUGAAUCAGGCAAUGCUUGGAGAAAACUGAACGUGCAGCGUAUCUUGGACGAAUCAACUACAAAUCAUGUUAAGAAGUUGUCUGAAGAAGCUGAACGUAGAUCUAAGUCUCGUAGAGCUAUUGUCUUAGAACCUGGUAAUCCAUCUAUGAAGAAUCAAAUAAAGCAAUUGGCUGCUGCCGAAGCUAAUCCAUGGAGGCAUUUUAAGAAUAAGAAAGAGCCUCCCUUUAAAAAGCAGAAGAACGAAUUGUCUCAAGUUGGGCCUCCAAAAUCUACAUAUAAACCUGGCAUAUCAUCCUUACCUGCUUCUAAGGAUAGACUAUCAUCUUCACCUAUUCCAUCGCCACCUGAGCAAUCCGGUGCUCCAGUAUCUCAUUUUGGAUCUGCAAACACCACUAAGACUCAUGUGAUUACAGAAGAUAUUAGACCUCGACUACCUGCUAAGGUUAAUGCUGCUGCUAGCAGUGAGAAGGAAAUCUCGACCAAAGCUGCAAAAGGAGUACUUGAAACACCAGGACAGGAAGGGAAUAGUGGAGCUAAAACAACAGACUUGCAAGGAAUGUUGUAUAAUUUACUUUUGGAGAACCCCAAGGGGAUGAGUUUGAAGGCCUUGGAGAAAGCCGUUGGUGAUAAAAUCCCAAAUGCUGUGAAAAAGAUCGAGCCAAUCAUUAAAAAAAUUGCAACCUACCAAGCUCCGGGGAGAUAUUGUUUGAAAUCAGGAGUUGAGUUGGAAGGCUCUAAAAAACCUUCAUCCGAAGGUGAAAGCUCUCCUUUGAUCAGCCAUCAUCAAAACCCCCCUGUACAUGAAGACCUCCCAGAUCAAAUAACUGCCCCAGAAUUGCAGUUAGAAGCAAGAUCUGGCAUUGAAUUGGAGGAAAAGGUAGAAACCUCUCAAGCUAACAAAAAAUCCAAUUUCUUGGAGAAAAAUGGCAUCCAACAGCAUUCACCCGAUCUUUUUGCUGAGAAAAAAGGUUCUGAAAAUAGUGAACGCCAGGCAGCUAGCUCUUCUGACAACGAAAGUGACAGUGAUUCUGAAAGCGAUAGCAGUGAUAGUGGAAGUGAUAGUGGGAAUCAUAGUAGGAGUAGAAGCCGAAGCCCUGUGGGUAGUGGGAGUGGGAGUAGCAGUGAUAGUGAAAGUGAAGUACCUUCCAACAGCAAGGAGGGUUCUGAUGAGGAUGUGGAUAUCAUGACCAGUGAUGAUGACAAAGAAUCCAAGCAUAAAUUGCAAGCUUCCGCACAGGGUUUCUCUACAUCUCCUGCUGCUUGGAAAAGUCCAGAUGGUGGCGCUGUGCAGAUUAUAGAUGAUGAGAAGGAAGAUGGUCAAGAAUCUGAUGCAAUUGAUAUUGAGAAUGAUUCUUCUGAUGAUGAGCCAGAUGCUAAAAUUGAUGACCGCAGUUUCCUUCCUAUUGAAGGUGGAAGGCUUGUGGAAGAACCAAGAUCCUUUUCACCAUACCCUGAUGAAUUCCAAGAGCGCCAAAAUUUUAUUGGGAGUUUGUUUGAGGAUAGGGAUAAUACUGUUGUGGACAGUGGCAGGCACGAACAAUCUGACAGCACAGGUCAGAUAUCUAAAGGCAAGUCUAAAAGGAGUUCUGAUUUGGAGUGCUUAGAAGAGAAAUCUGAUCAUACCAAGAGAUUAAAAUCAGAAAGCUUAGCUCAACAACCAGUUUCUAGUAAACACGGUAGAGAUUCUGUUAGAAAUCCUACCAGUCAAGUUACUAAUAAAGGUGAAGUUAAAGGCAAUUCUGAUUUUAGACCAAAAAAGGGACACAAAGAAACAGUUUCAGAAAAAAAUAGUUCAGAUGUUUCUCAAGCAGGUUGGAGGCCCCAUGACCAAAGUGGAGGAGUGAGAGCUGUAGAUACUGCAGCCAGAACCGACAAGCAUGGUGAUAUUGGACGUGGCACUAAACACACUGAAAAGAGUGGUCAUGCUAAUGAAAAUUUUCAUAUGUUUAAAGAUACAUUUCAUGGAAAUGCUGAAAAUGAAGGGACAAAGGAGAAAAAGGUGUCAAAAAAUUCUAGAUCAGGUGGUCCAGGGGACAAACAGAUACAACCUUUUGACUCCCAUCACAGUAAACCUGGUGAAAUAGUUGGAAAAUUCAAAGAUGGCCAAACAUUUUCAAGCUCGCAGAUGGGGUAUUCGCCAAGAGAUAAUAAUAAUAGAAUUAGUGCCAACAGGUCCCCUGUUAAUGGAAAAGGCCGAAUUCUCCAAAGAGAGCUUUCAGACCUGGAGUUAGGUGAACUUCGUGACCCUUUCCCUGAGGAAUCACGGGGUAAAAAGAAAUUUGAAAGGAACAAUUCAUUGAAACAGUUGGAGAAUAAAGAAAGCACUACAGAUAUCUGGGGUUCAGAUUUAAGUAGAGGAAAAUCUAAUUUGAAGACUAGUUUAGAAUAUGGAAAGCGGUCCCCACCCCAUGUAAGUACCAAGUUUCCCAGCAAUCCGGAAGGCUCAAAUAAAAAGAAAACUUCAGAACAUAUAGUUGAAGAUUCGACCAGACUUAACCAGCGGUCUCUGCAGUCUCAUCCACAAUAUAAUUCAAGAGUAGAUCACGUUGAAGUUGAUAAGUCAAUUGCUGCCAAUGUAAAACCUAAUCAAGGGAUUGGUCCAGAAGGCUGUGGGGAAAGCAACAGAAAAGCAUCUGUUGGCAUUUCCCAGCUGAAUGAUAUGAAAAGAGAACAGCUUCCCUCAAAAAAAGGAAGUAAAAGACUAGCACCUAAUCCAAUAACUGAAGUUACCGAAGCACUAAAGAAUCCAGUAUCAGCUGAGCGUGAAAAUAGUGAUCCAAAGAGGAGAGAUUCUUCUUCAGACGAAAACAGUUGUUCAUAUUCCAAAUAUGAAAAGGAUGAGCCAGAGUUGAAGGGAGCGAUCAAGGAUUUUUCUCAGUACGAGGAAUACGUACAGGAGUAUCAUGAUAAAUAUGAAUCAUACCUCUCCUUGAACAAAAUCCUAGAAAGCUACAGGGCUGAGUUCUGCAAACUCGGAAAGGAGCUUGAUUCUGCUAGAGGACAAGAUUCGGAAAAAUACUUUAACGUCUUAGGACAGCUGAAAGAAUCCUAUCGGCUGUGUUCAGCGAGGCACAAGAGGUUGAAAAAAAUAUUCAUUGUUCUCCACGAAGAGCUGAAGCAUAUAAAGGACAGGAUAAGAGAUUUUGCACGAACUUCUGCAAAAGAUUAAAACUAGACGUGCCUCAUUUCGAGCAAUCAAACGUCCUUUACACAACCAUUUUCAACUCGAGGUAGGUUACUAAAAGAUCAAGGUGGAUGCAAGAACUUCAUCAAUGAAUUCCCGUGUACAGAAAAUUAGUCAAAUUUCUUGCUACCUUCUUCCCAGCCCGAGUAUAGGAACAUGUAAAUUUUUUUUGCUCUCUCCCACUCUUAAAAUGCAUUUUAUUUUGUUUAGUUAAGUAGAGAGGUUGGACUUUUGUUUUAGUUUAGCCUGACCUCUUUCUGUAUAGACUUGCGAGGCUUAUUUUAAGUUGGGAUAUAAUCUAUUUUUAUAGGUUGUACAAAUUUUGAACAUGUAAAAAUGUUCCCUAUAACUGUGAAUAUGCUAAUGUUAUUGGCAAUCAUGGGGAGUUUUCUUGGAGGGGAUUCUAUAGUGAAGCAAUGAGAAGUUUCUUCUCUCGGACAA
This is a messenger RNA of Benincasa hispida (wax gourd), 4234 nucleotides long. NCBI's taxonomy places the organism in Eukaryota, Viridiplantae, Streptophyta, Magnoliopsida, Cucurbitales, Cucurbitaceae. The record is from RefSeq and is a predicted model, not a curated record.